Messenger RNA from Anopheles coustani, 2211 nucleotides. RefSeq lists its product as uncharacterized. Gene Ontology annotation, biological process: DNA integration. Bases 1 to 2211 code for a protein of 736 amino acids. The record is from RefSeq and is a predicted model, not a curated record. Gene Ontology annotation, molecular function: nucleic acid binding. The transcript has 3 exons. NCBI's taxonomy places the organism in Eukaryota, Metazoa, Arthropoda, Insecta, Diptera, Culicidae.
AUGAACAACGAGAAUAAGGAGCUGGUGCAGGCACUCUCUGGAAUGCUCAUCCAAGCAUUGAGGGAAUCCAUGGGACCCGCCCUCCAACAACCAAUAAACUCAGUUCGAAAUACAGCUUUCGCUACCAAGCUGAUGAUCGAUGUGAACAUAGACGGCAAGCGUACCGAAAUGGAAUUGGACACAGGAGCACCCUGCGGGAUUAUAGGCGAAACGACGUUACGGGCAAUUAAGGCAAGAUAUUCUCUUAAGCCAACGGAUAGACAAUUUACCAGCUAUACGGGACAUCGGAUCAAUUGUCUUGGUCGCUUACCGGUGAACGUAAAAGUAGGUGACGUAACGCGUAAGCUUAACCUGUAUGUCGUAUCUGGGAAAACAGACUCGCUCUUCGGUCGUGAGUGGAUCGCACACUUCGCGGACCAGUUAGACCUCGGUAAAAUGAUAGCUCCAAACGCAGCGGUGAAUACCAUCAGUUCCAAGCUCACAUCAGACCGUGAAACUCAACUGAACUCGUUGCUCAACAGUUAUGAUAAUGUGUUUAGCGAAGUACCCGGUAAACUGACAGGUCCACCCGCUUCAGUACAUCUCAAACCCGAUGCCACACCCAUUUUCGCGAGAGCACGAGAUGUUCCAUAUGCAUUACGCGAUAAGUAUGCCGCGGAAAUCGAAAAGAAACUCAAAUCUGGUUUCUAUGAGAAGGUGGAGUACUCCGAGUGGGCUUCGCCGACGCACGUAGUGGCUAAGAAAAAUGGAAGCAUUCGAAUCACCGAAAAUUACAAGCCUACUGUGAAUCCGAGAAUGAUCAUCGACGAACAUCCGAUCCCCAGAGUAGAUACCAUUUUUAACCAGAUGAAAGGAGCUACACUUUUCUGCCACCUGGACAUCACCGAUGCGUAUACUCACUUGCCGAUAGACGAAGAGUUUCGGAAAAUACUCACCUUAAAUACCACUACACACGGGCUUAUACGUCCAACGCGUGCUGUGUAUGGUGCCGCCAACAUACCCGCGAUCUGGCAACGUCGAAUGGAGGAAAUUCUUCUAGGACUUACGAAUGUUGUUAGCUUCUACGACGACAUCAUCGUAUUUGCCAAAAAUUUUGAAGAACUGCUACAAGCUCUGACGCGCAUUUUGAGUAGAAUCCAGCAAAGUGGAGUCAAGACAACGCCAGCGGGAGGAAAUGACGAUAUAGAUGCGUUCGAGGAUUUCGUGCUCAACCAAAUCCAACAACUGCCCAUCAGAGCCGAGCAAAUCGCACGUGAAACGCGAAAAGAUGACCACUUAGGAAAGAUCCUCAACGACUUAGAACUGGGAAGAAACCUAAUACAAGCAGGGUACAAAUCACCAGAAGCAAAGUACACGACGGUCGCAAAAUGCUUGCUGUUCGAACAUCGCGUCGUCGUUCCUGAGAUCUACCGCCCUGCAAUCCUCAAAGACCUGCAUUCCGCGCACAUUGGCGUAGUCAAGAUGAAAUCCCUUGCACGAUCGUACGUCUACUGGCCAGGGAUAGACAAGGACAUCGAGAAGCUAGCCAAAGCAUGCCACGAAUGUGUACAGACAGCGUCAGCACCUCCUAAGUUCAACAAACACCAUUGGGAGUAUCCGUCCAACCCCUGGGAGCGUGUGCAUAUAGAUUACGCUGGACCCGUUGCCGGUGCAAUGCUGCUAGUCAUCGUCGAUGCAUACAGCAAGUGGCUUGAGGUGAAAGUGACUCGCUCAACCACAACGGCAGCAACCAUCGACAUCCUGGAUGAACUAUUCGCAUCCUACGGAUCGCCACUGACAGUUGUGACCGACAACGGAACGCAAUUCACUGCGGAAGACUUUACUUCAUUCCUGCAACGAAGUGGUGUUAAGUUCCACAAACGCUCCGCGCCGUACCAUCCAGCUACCAAUGGGCAAGCAGAGCGCUACGUUCAGACCGUCAAGCGAGCUUUGAAGGCAAUGAAUUCUACAAGCUCUACACUUCAAGCGAAUCUGAACGAAUUCCUUCUUCAGUACCGCAAAGUACCGCAUAGUGAAACCGGCGAGCCCCCAGCUAAACUGUUCUUAGGGCGAAACAUUCGGUCACGUCUCGACCUACUCCGUCCGCAAACCGUCCAGACCAGAGCAUCGGAGAAGCAACGAAUAACCUUCGAUCCAACGUACCGUACGUUCGAGCCAGGACAACUCGUUUAUUGUCUUUCUGGUAAUCCGAGAAUGGACAAGUGGAUUUGA